This is a messenger RNA of Macrobrachium nipponense, 648 nucleotides long. Its product is annotated as pro-resilin-like. Lineage: Eukaryota; Metazoa; Arthropoda; Malacostraca; Decapoda; Palaemonidae. The record is from RefSeq and is a predicted model, not a curated record. Gene Ontology annotation, cellular component: extracellular matrix. The transcript is spliced from 3 exons. The coding region runs from base 114 to 521 and encodes 135 amino acids.
UCGCUUGAGAUUUCAUUACGAAGCCCCACCCAACUUGGAGUUUGUGGUAUAUAAAACGAUCCUCGAGGUAGGACAAAGCAUCAGUUUCUUCCCGAGACUUCAACAAGAUCAACAUGGUUGCUAAGGUCGCUAUCGCUCUCUUGGGCUUAGUUGCCCUCGUGGCUGCCGACAGCUUCGAAAGCUUCGAAAGAUACUCCCGCCCAAGGUUCUCCUCAGGAUCCGCCGAAUCCUUCGAGUCCGGCGAGGCUCGUUACAACUUCAACUGGGCCGUCAACCACGCCCCCUCCCGCAACGACUUCGGACACCAGGAGCAACGCAAUGAAGACGAGACUCAGGGAUCCUACUACGUCCAGCUCCCCGACGGCCGCCUGCAGAAGGUCGCCUACCGCGUCGAUGGUGACGACGGAUACAUCGCCGAGGUCACCUACUCCGGUGAGGCUCAGUUCCCCGACUCCUUCGAAUCCUACGAGUCCCGUGAGGCUCCCAGGAGGUUCUACUAUGGCUCCAACGAGUCCAAGUAAUCCCGAGACCGAGUUCCUCGCAAGGACACGAGCAAAACCUCAUCUUCUGAUCAGCUUGCAGUUCAAAUGACCUGUAUUAAGGUCAAAACUAAUAUUUAAUUUAUCAUUUAUUAAAAAGGCAAAUGAA